CAUAAAUCAACAAAACAUAUUGACGAAUUGCAGAGAUAACACUCUCCUUUUCUCUCUAAACUUCAUCUCUCUACAUUACUCUCCUUAUUUUACAGACAAUGAAAAUAAUGUAGAUCGCCAGAGUAUAAAUCAAGGCUAUUCCCACCUCUUCACAGACUCGCAUGACCUCAAAGUAAUUGGACAAAUGCAGUCAAUAUUGUGUAAAAUCGUAAACUUUUAAGUUUUAAAACUUAGAUUUUAACUAUAUUUGUAAGGAAAAAAUCAGGAUACUACGUCAAUCUCCCAAAUGUCAGUGCAUCUGUACAUGAUAAGAGAUUGUGCUGAAAAUAUUGUCCUCAUAUGUACAAACAAUAGCAUGAGCAGAGAAGAUUGUCCUCAUCGGCUAGGCCCAUGUGCAUGGGCCCGUGGUACAAACCCAGCACCAUAACUGGCCCAAGUGCUAGGCCCAUGUGCAUGUCGCCGUCUCACGUCAUCCGAACAGCCGACUUUCCCAAAACCGGAGUCCCGCAAAAAUCACCGUCGAAUCCCAAAUCGAUUUCAGAACUUCUAAUCCAACUCGGCCCCGGGAAAUUUCUAGGGUUCUUAAAGGCACUCCAAUUCCAUCCCCUAAACUAAAUCACCGGCGCUUUAUUCUCCAGAAAAUCGAUUAACCAUGCCGCAGAGACACUCGAAGAACAACAACGAUCUAGCGUUCUUCACAUACGAUGAGAAGCGGAAGCUCGGCUAUGGAACCCAGAGGGAGCGACUGGGGAAGGACUCGAUCAAGCCUUUCGACGCCUGCAGCCUCUGCUUGAAGCCCUUCAUCAAUCCGAUGUCUUGUCCCAAAGGUCAUGUCUUCUGUAAAGAAUGCAUCCUCGAGUGCCUCCUUGCUCAGAAGAAAGACAUCAUUAGGAAGCAAGCCGCCCACGAGUUGCAGAAAAAACAGGACAAGGAAGAAGAACAAGAGAAGUUAGCGGCCCAGCGAGCUCGAGAACUCGACGCGUUCGACCAGCAGAACCACGGCGCAGUCCCACAGUACAGCAACGACAGCCGGAACUCCAGCCAAGACAAGAACGGCUUCCACGGCGCUAACAGCGUGAAGACAACCUCCUACGAGGAGGAAGCCCUUCGUACGAUGAAAGCCUUCUGGCUCCCCUCGGCCACUCCGGAAGCCGCCGUGAAGGUAGAAGCCCCGUCCUCCCACACGACAUGCCCCGAGGGGAACGAGAAGCUCAAGAUGAAGAGCCUCUUCCCCAUCUACCUAACCGAGGACACGAGCGAGAGCGACGAGAGCUCUCUCGACAAGAGCUAUCUGUGCCCGAGCUGCAAGGUCACUCUGACCAACACGCUGACGCUCGUCGCUGUGAGCUCGUGCGGACACGUGUUCUGCAAGAAGUGCGCCGACAAGUUCCUGGCGGCGGACAAGGUUUGCUUGGAGUGCAGCAAGGGGUGUAAGGGGAGGGAUUUGGUGCAGCUGGAGAAAGGCGGGACUGGGUUUGCGGGUCACGAUGAGGGUCUUGUGGCGACGGAUUUUAAGCACUUGGGUAGCGGUUCGGGUUUGGGACUUGUGAGACCUUCUUCGAAAGUUUGAUCAAUGGCGGACCUGGUUUUUGUUUUGUAUGUUUUCUUCAACGAUGUAAAAUCUCUUUCAUUGGAUUGAACUGUAGGAAUACUCGAGAUGAAUUCUUUUGUGUUAAACCAUUAUGUAUUUUAGAUAGCGCUGCAAAUGAGCCGAGCUGAGUCGAGUUUUACCCCAGUUUGAGCUUGACUCGUUAACAAAUGAGUUGAGCCCGAGCCAUUUAUUAACGAGUAGAGUCGAGUUCGAGCUAGGCUUGUUUACUAAAUUCUUAGAUCGUAUUUAAUACAUUCAUUUUGUAUGUCGUGUAUAGUACAUGUGAUUGAUGUAUGUGAUUGAUGUAGCGAUAAAAAAAUAAUCAAAUGUUAAACAUUAAUUAAUCUUAUAUUAUAAUUUUUAGGUGUCAUAUUGUUUAGUUAAUAAAUUUUAACUAGUUCA
This is a messenger RNA of Linum trigynum, 1993 nucleotides long. The record is from the annotation of a GenBank genome assembly. Lineage: Eukaryota; Viridiplantae; Streptophyta; Magnoliopsida; Malpighiales; Linaceae.